Molecule: messenger RNA, 1194 nt
Organism: Lycium ferocissimum
Lineage: Eukaryota; Viridiplantae; Streptophyta; Magnoliopsida; Solanales; Solanaceae
Product: vestitone reductase-like
Exons: 4
Coding region: 62-1060 (332 amino acids)
Molecular function (GO): oxidoreductase activity, acting on the CH-OH group of donors, NAD or NADP as acceptor
Source: RefSeq, a predicted model, not a curated record
AGCUAUAUAUCAGGUGCUAAUUUAUCAUUAGUUUCACAUAGAUACAUAAAUUGUAAAAGGGAUGGAAGGAACAAAAAAGGGUAGCAGCAGAGUAUGUGUAACAGGAGGAACAGGAUUUAUUGGAUCAUGGCUCAUCAUGAGGCUUCUUCAACAUGGUUACUCUGUCAACACCACUAUUAGAUCUCAUCCAGAUAGGAAGAGAGAUAUUAGCUACCUCACAAACCUAGAAGGUGCAUCAGAGAGGCUUCAAAUUUUCAAUGCUGAUAUCAAAAAUCCAGAAAGCUUUUCUGCAGCAAUUGCAGGAUGUGUGGGAGUUUUCCAUCUAGCUCAACCGAUGGAUUUUGAAGAUGAAGAAGUCGACGAAAUGAAGGUCAAAAGUGUCAUUGCAGCAACAUUGACGAUUUUACAAGCAUGUAUCGAUUCAAAGACAGUUAAACGAGUUGUAUACACUUCUAGUGAUGUUGCUGUUUUAUUUAAUGAUAAAGGCUUAGACAUAGUAGAUGAAAGCUCUUGGAGUGAUGUUGAUUUCAUUAAAUUUGCAAAGACAAUAGUACCAUCAUACUCAGUGUGUAAGACUUUGACAGAGAAAGCAGCAAUUGAAUUUGUAGAAAAAAAGGGACUUGAACUUGUUUCUAUACUUCCUUCUUGGGUACAUGGACCCUUCAUAACUCCUCACUGUCCCGAUACUGUUCGAAUAUUUUUGGGCAUGAUAUUUGGAAAUCGUGAAUAUGUGCUAGAGCAACAAAAACUCAUUCAUUUUGUACAUGUAAAUGAUGUGGUGAGUGCACAUAUCUUUCUUUUCGAGCAUCCAAAUGCAAAAGGGAGAUAUAUUUGUUCUUCUGCAGAGACAACAAUACAUGAACUCUCCAAAUUUCUUUCAGUCAGAUGCCCUGAAUAUCAAAUACCAAUUAUAGAAGAUUCUUUGGAGGAGAGUAGUGGCCUAAAAUAUCCCAGACUUUCAUCUAAGAAGCUUUUGGACACUGGAUUCAAGUUCAAGUAUGGACCAGAGGAAAUGUAUGAUGGAGCCAUUGAGUGUUGCAAAACAAGGGGCCUGCUCUAGUCAUUUAAUUUAGGUUCAAACCUCUAAGAUAUAUGGGUCUAUGUUUUCACAUUCUAGAACUGAAGAACACCAUGAUCUUAAUAUCUUUUUAAAGAUCCUGUAGAUGGCUUUGUGCAUUUGAUUACCAUUUACAU